This is a messenger RNA of Aureobasidium pullulans EXF-150, 2694 nucleotides long. Its product is annotated as Pkinase-domain-containing protein. Lineage: Eukaryota; Fungi; Ascomycota; Dothideomycetes; Dothideales; Saccotheciaceae. The transcript has 2 exons. Gene Ontology annotation, biological process: intracellular signal transduction; peptidyl-serine phosphorylation. The record is from RefSeq and is a predicted model, not a curated record. The coding region runs from base 1 to 2694 and encodes 897 amino acids. Gene Ontology annotation, molecular function: ATP binding; protein serine/threonine kinase activity.
AUGAACGGCGACUUGAGCCUGUCGCGCUCGCUGGGCGGUCUGCGCAUAGCCAAUCCCGACGACGACGACGACCAAGACACUCCGAUCACCGUCGCCCAGCCAGAAACACAUACCUCCCAGACACAGCUGCAUACACCGCCGCCCACCGCUACCUCUGCCCACUCAUCCUCAGCCACCACGGCGAGUCCCAGCCAACUACCACGCUCCACCCCUUCGACUCCUGACGACCGCCCCACCAUCUCGUCCCAGUCGUCAGGCAGCACUAUCACCGCCCUUAACCACUCGCGUGGCUUGUCACAACUCUCGUCCAUCUACCCGAACGAACACGACUCUCACUCCCAAUAUGCUGCCUCGUUUCACUCGAACGCUCCUUCACAUUCAGACUAUGCUCCUAGCCAUCUAGCCUCGACCGACCCCUAUAACUCCACCAGAACAUACCGUGCCGCCUCGGGUGACUCCGAACAGCUCUAUCGCCAGCGUGCCGGCUCCUACGAGGCUCAACUUCCCCAAUACCCUCAAAACCCCCGCAUGUCCAACAUGUAUACACAUCAGAACGCCUCCAGCACUUCUGCCAUCUCGCAGGCUUCCUCGUACAGAUAUCGUGAUGAUGUUUCUACUCAGUCUGGUCUCGCCAGGAGUGCUUCAAGAGCCGCCGCUGCUGCCAUGGGAGCACACCCUCCUGCUCGCUCUGCCAGUCGAAGUUAUCGUGGUCCAGACGGUCAAAAUGUCAUGCCACCCCGGAGAAGCUCUAAGCGUGUUACCUCCGGCUAUGGUCCUGGCCCUGCCGGCUCUGUAUAUAGUAUGGAAGGUGGUCCGCUUCCUAGCAGCGAAGAAUGGAAAGAGCGUGGAGCUGCAGUCGCCACCAGACAAGAGGUUGAUCAGAACGGAAGGCCUGUCUCCAAAAUCGUGAAGAAGGGAGUCAACGACUUCCAUUUCGGUCGUACUCUUGGAGAAGGCUCAUACAGCACAGUACUUGCGGCUACCGAUCGCCAGAUACACCGUGAGUAUGCUGUUAAAGUCCUGGACAAGCGCCAUAUCAUCAAGGAGAAGAAGGUCAAAUAUGUCAACAUCGAAAAGGAUGCGCUGAAUCGCCUGACCGAGCACCCCGGCAUUGUCCGCUUGUACUACACCUUCCAAGACGAGCGCUCACUAUACUUUGUUCUCGAUCUCGCCAACGGUGGUGAACUACUCGGCCACCUCAAGAAAAUGGGCACCUUCGACGAAGAGUGCACACGCUUCUACGGCGCUCAAAUCCUUGACUCGAUAGCCUACAUGCACUCGAAGGGUAUUAUCCAUCGAGAUCUCAAGCCGGAAAAUGUCUUGCUCGACGAACAGAUGCACACCAAGAUUACCGACUUCGGAACUGCCAAAAUCCUGGAUAUCAGAUCGAGGCCCCAAGAUGGUGGCGGUACUGGCAACGAUGGCCCGGGUGCCGGUGAUCCAAUGGAUGGCGUCGAACAGGAGAGAGCUGUCUCGUUUGUUGGCACUGCUGAGUACGUCAGUCCAGAACUCUUGACUGAUAAGAACGCCUGCAAAGCGAGUGACCUUUGGGCCUUUGGCUGCAUUCUCUACCAACUGCUCGCCGGUCGCCCGCCAUUCAAGGCCGGAAACGAAUACCAGACCUUCCAGAAGAUCGUUGCUUUGGAUUACCAUUUCCCCGACGGCUUCCCUGCAGUAGCAAGAGACCUGGUAGAGAGACUGCUGGUCCUCGAUCCAUCCAAGCGUUUGCCCAUCGAUCACAUCAAAGCACAUCCGUUCUUCGAUGGCAUCCAGUGGGGUAAAGGGUUAUGGAAGCAAAAGGCACCACGUCUCCGAAGUUAUAUGCCUGGCCCGUCUCAGUCCCAACCUAUCCGACUCAAUGGCGGAGAUCCCAUGGCUUCAGCCCCUGCGCCAACCAUCCCGGGCAUACCUACAGUCCCCAGUUCUCAUCCAGCUUCGCCUCCAACAACCCAGCCUCCGCAGCAGGUGCCUCGUCCACAGCUACGAGCCAUCACCGAGCUAGCACCUCCCAGCCAGCUUGAUAUCGACUGGUCACCUGUGCUUACACGGAACAACGAACGUAUCAUAAAGUUGGGAAAUCUCAACGUCAUAUCUUGUCCAUCUCCGCAUAGUCCUACUGCAAACGGUGGGGAGGAAGCUUCGAGGAAGUUCUCGCGAUUCUUUGGUGGAGCUACGACCAAAAAGCGCCAACGACUUGUUAUGAUCACUUCUAGUGCACGAGUCAUAAUCGCAGCUGCUGGAGGUAAUGAGAAGAAAGCAAAGCUGGACCUCAACUUGCUUGCCAAUGGAACGUCUUGGAAGACCUUCCAAGACGCCAAAGGCUUGACUGCCUUCUGUAUCGACACUCGUGAUAAACACUUCUCUUUCGAAGAUCCUCGGGCGACCACUUCAGAUCCAGAGGGGUCCAAGUAUUCGACCAAAGAGUGGAUGGAGGCGAUCAAUCAAGCAAAGGACACAGCACUAUCACAAUCCAUCGCAAACUCGUACUCGGGGGAAUCUCAGUACGGCGAUCUGGCAUCGACCAUGUCUAGCCCCACCAGUGCAAGUGGUGGUGACGGUGGAGGUGAGCAGCAAUCGAUACACUCUGUGCGGAACACAUUGCGCAAAGAUCCUGGCGACAACGAGAGUGUCAAGAGUAGGAAGCCUCGGUUCAGCAAGCGACACUCAAAAAGUGGGCUGGCAGCUGUCUUCUAA